Molecule: messenger RNA, 2357 nt
Organism: Octodon degus (degu)
Lineage: Eukaryota; Metazoa; Chordata; Mammalia; Rodentia; Octodontidae
Gene: Ppp2r2b
Product: protein phosphatase 2 regulatory subunit Bbeta
Exons: 10
Coding region: 399-1928 (509 amino acids)
Biological process (GO): peptidyl-serine dephosphorylation
Cellular component (GO): cytosol; protein phosphatase type 2A complex
Molecular function (GO): protein phosphatase regulator activity; protein binding
Source: RefSeq, a predicted model, not a curated record
AUAUCCCGCUGGAUUUCCUUUGCUAAAAAAGAAUCUGGCCACGCAGAAGAAGGUGGAGGUUUCAGGCAGAGCCUUUCAGUGUGUGUUUACAGGCAGGACUCACUUACUCAGCAAAUCUGCUCCGAGAAGCUUCAGCCAAUGAAGAGGCUAUAUCCCGGCUUGCUCGGGGGCUUCUGAGUUUGAGCUGCAUGCAGAAAUGUAAGGCAGUGCUUCCUGGCGCUGAUGGCAAAAUGGGACCCAGCUCCAGUCAUUCCUCAGGCUUCCCAGCGCUGCAGAUCUGGGCGAGAACCUACAUGAGCAUAUUGGUGAUGUAGCCAGCUUGGAAGGCCGAGAGAAUCCUUAUGGAUUCAGGAGACUGGCUUUUUAUUUAGCAUUUUAUUUUUUAUUUGGAAGAUGAAAUGCUUCUCUCGUUACCUGCCUUACAUCUUCAGACCUCCGAACACGAUCCUCUCUUCCAGCUGCCACACGGAAGGCUCGGACCAUGGUGCAGUCCCACUGGCUCCCCUGCCCCCCUCUCCUGUGAGACUGGCUGCGGGGAGGGAUCAUGGAUACUUGUCUGCCGGCUUCUGGUUCCCACGCAAGUAAGCCUGCUGUCAAUGGAGGAGGACAUUGAUACCCGCAAAAUCAACAACAGUUUCCUGCGCGACCACAGCUAUGCGACCGAAGCUGACAUUAUCUCUACGGUAGAAUUCAACCACACAGGAGAAUUACUAGCGACAGGGGACAAGGGGGGUCGGGUUGUAAUAUUUCAACGAGAGCAGGAGAGUAAAAAUCAAGUUCAUCGUAGGGGUGAAUACAAUGUUUACAGCACAUUCCAGAGCCAUGAACCCGAAUUCGAUUACCUGAAGAGUUUAGAAAUAGAAGAAAAAAUCAAUAAAAUAAGAUGGCUCCCUCAGCAGAAUGCAGCUUACUUUCUUCUGUCUACUAAUGAUAAAACUGUGAAGCUAUGGAAAGUCAGUGAACGCGAUAAGAGACCAGAAGGCUACAAUCUAAAAGAUGAGGAGGGCCGGCUCCGGGACCCUGCCACCAUCACAACCCUGCGGGUGCCCGUCCUGAGACCCAUGGACCUGAUGGUGGAGGCCACCCCCCGAAGAGUAUUUGCCAACGCACACACGUAUCACAUCAACUCCAUAUCAGUCAACAGCGACUACGAAACCUACAUGUCUGCUGAUGACCUGAGGAUUAACCUAUGGAACUUUGAAAUAACCAAUCAAAGUUUUAAUAUCGUGGACAUCAAGCCGGCCAACAUGGAGGAGCUCACCGAGGUGAUCACAGCCGCAGAGUUCCACCCCCAUCACUGCAAUACCUUCGUGUACAGCAGCAGCAAAGGGACAAUCCGGCUGUGUGACAUGCGGGCGUCAGCCCUGUGUGACAGGCACACCAAGUUUUUUGAAGAGCCGGAAGAUCCAAGUAACAGAUCAUUUUUCUCCGAAAUUAUCUCUUCAAUUUCGGAUGUGAAGUUCAGCCACAGUGGGAGGUAUAUCAUGACCAGGGACUAUCUGACCGUGAAAGUCUGGGAUCUCAACAUGGAAAACCGCCCCAUCGAGACUUACCAGGUCCACGACUACCUCCGCAGCAAGUUGUGCUCCCUCUAUGAAAAUGACUGCAUUUUUGACAAAUUUGAGUGUGUAUGGAAUGGGUCCGACAGUGUCAUCAUGACUGGGUCCUACAACAACUUCUUCAGGAUGUUCGACCGAAACACCAAGCGUGAUGUGACCCUUGAGGCCUCGAGGGAAAACAGCAAACCCCGGGCUAUCCUCAAACCCCGAAAAGUGUGCGUGGGGGGCAAGCGGAGAAAAGACGAGAUCAGUGUUGACAGCCUGGACUUUAGCAAAAAGAUCUUGCAUACAGCUUGGCAUCCUUCAGAAAAUAUUAUAGCAGUGGCGGCUACAAAUAACCUAUAUAUAUUCCAGGACAAGGUUAACUAGGAGGACAAGUUAUUACUUAAUCUCACAUACUGAAUAUUAGUCAAACGAGUUUUUAAAUGUUUCUUUGGGUCUUUAUUUGAUGCACUGACUUUAAUCUCCCUAUGCAUAAAACAAUUGGAAGAGGAUUAAAAAGGAGUCCAAUUUCCCAGCUCCCCAGUUCUAAGAACCUUUUGUCAAACCCAUAGGCUUGGGCCACUUUGUUUAGAAUUGAGAGCUGCCAGCUGACAGUCAUUCUCCCAUAGUUGACUUGAAUUUCUGAUGCUUUCUUGCCCAGUUUUCUCUGGUGGGUCCAGUGUUUUGUUUCUAGGUGUCUGCUGCGGUAAAAUGAGGUUGUCUGUAGUAUUUAAGGAGAACGAUAAGUUUUUUUUUUAAAUUAAGCAAUUCCAUUUGAUUGAAAAAAAUCAACAAAAAAAUAAACACCGUUUACUC